UCCAAAUUCAUUUAUGUCAUUACAUAUUUCAGAUACAUUCAUUCCAUAUCAUAUGUCACUAGGCUAAAUUGUAAUUAUAUCUAAAUGAAAAGCUCAACUAAGCUUUAAUUCCCGUUGUUGAUUUAUUUAUCAGUUUGUUCUGAAAUGUAUUUGAAUCUCGAGGUUCUCCACGUGCACAGUUGUUCUGCAAUGCUAUCUGCGCCUGCCUCCGGAUUAAAGAGGUCCUCGUUCUUGCCAAAAAAUACGCGUUCCUAGUAAUUAACGAGCUUGUUUUGUUUUUUCAACCCGAAUCCAAAUUCGAAAUGGCUUGUAAAAACCAAACGGGCGCAUACCAAUAAAAUAAAUGACUACGGAAAGUCCCAAGUGGUCAGAAGGUUUUGCAAGCAGGAUAUUGAUUUUCAUCAAAGGGGGUGGGAAGAAUGGUGGUUCACGUUUAUAUUCUGGGUUAAGCGCCUGUCUUCGGCAAAAAAGGCAAUAAAUAUGGUUUGAAUUUAAGCAUCGAACCUUUUACUUCUUCCGUUUACGAAUCGGAAUAGUUUGCACAAAUGACAAACACCGACUUGAAUCAGGACUUUGUGCUAGUCUCUUCGUGAAAUACCCCACAAUCGAGAAAUGUCACAAAAUCUGGAAGAGAUCUGGAACGAGCUUACAAAAGAUCUUCCAGAUGAGAAAAACGACUGGUGGUUCAAAAUUGUCGAGAAAUUAAACGAUUCUAAACGGAAGUGUCACAAUUUGAGUUAUUUAGAGAAAAAGUUUGCCCUGUACGAGUCUGUAAAACAUUUAAUCAAAAAUAAAGCUGCUGUUCGUUUCGCCUUGUUUUUCAGCUAUUUUGAGUAUGGUCCAAUUAUUCUCAACUCACAUGAAAGGAACAUCAAUCACUUUCAGCAGUUUGCGACUGAAUGUAAAAUUUCUCAGGUGUGUUGGGAUGAUUCAAUUUUAUACAAGGAUGUCGUGAUGCUCUUGCAAUGCACUGGUUCUUGCAUAACCGAAGAACACAAACAAGCCGGUGUUUAUGGAUGCGAAGACAAACAUUAUUUUCUCGAUUUGGACAUGGUCAUACUGGGAUCGGAACCGGAUGUCUAUGCCGAAUACUGGGACAAGGAGAGGGAAGAGUACGACUUCCUACCUGUCGAUAUGUAUAACUCACUACGAGUCAAAGUUUUAAGGACCUUUCUACUCAUUCCUAAUAUAUUUGCAACAAAAGAAUUUAGGGAUAAAUAUGAAGAAAAUGCUCGCAAAAAUAUUCAGGCCGAUGUUUCGCUAAUUAAUGAAUAAUUUUCACAUUUGAUAAAUUGUUAUUGUUUUAUAUC
Messenger RNA from Cimex lectularius (bed bug), 1310 nucleotides. RefSeq lists its product as uncharacterized. The record is from RefSeq and is a predicted model, not a curated record. Lineage: Eukaryota; Metazoa; Arthropoda; Insecta; Hemiptera; Cimicidae. The transcript has 4 exons. The coding region runs from base 613 to 1275 and encodes 220 amino acids.